Amblyraja radiata (thorny skate) is the source of this 1243-nucleotide messenger RNA. RefSeq names its product transmembrane protein 196 (gene tmem196). NCBI's taxonomy places the organism in Eukaryota, Metazoa, Chordata, Chondrichthyes, Rajiformes, Rajidae. The transcript is spliced from 4 exons. The record is from RefSeq and is a predicted model, not a curated record. Bases 185 to 721 code for a protein of 178 amino acids.
ACUGGAUGUGGCUGUACGUGUUAUCUUUCCAGGAUUGCCUGAAACCGAUGGAAGCUUUCUAAAGAAAUAAUUUAAAAAAGCAUUUUCUAUCUAUAUUUCUAUCUAUAUCUAUUUUGUUUGUAUAUUCGAUUGUGUGGCAGGCGUGUCGGUUGGUAUUUCGGGAGAGAAUGCUGGUGGCAGCACCAUGUGCACCAGGGGUCAGAUCAUCGCCAGUCUCUUCGUGCUUUCUGCUAUGGAAGUAGGCUUCGGGGUCACCAGCGUGGUUUUGGGGGCAGUCAGCAUCGCCAAGAGCCGGGCUCGCCAGCCCCAGCUCGGGGACUCUUCACCGGUAUGGAGCGGUGUUUGUUUUUUAAUGUGUGGAAUUUGUGGAAUUGUCUGCGCCAAGAAGAAAUCUGGUCGGAUAAUGAUAUUAUUUUCUGCCUGUUGUAUCUGUGGAUUGAUCGGAGGAAUAUUAAAUUUUCAGUUUCUGCGAGCAGUAGCAAAAAGGACAAAAUUUACUUACCCCAUUCACCUCGUUUCCAUGUCAAUGGCAUGCCUGGGCAUUGCGGGAUGCACCCUGUCUGCCUGGCUCACUUGUCGUCUGGCCAGCAACGAGCAACAGAGGAUGUUCUUGGAAAGAGACCACUCGCUGCAUCACUCCCAUGAAAUGACAGAAAAAGACAUCCCAGAUAACCUAGGCAACGGAAUGCCACAAAUUGUGCAGAAUGGGAGACCAACUUGAUCAAAAUAAUACAUCACAGUAAAAGACCUUUACAACAACUUAAUUCUGCAUGAGGAAUGUGAUAUUUUUUGCAUAUCCUGUAUUAAUACUGAAAUGUGGAGUUCUGAUUUGCCCAAAACUAACUGAUGAACAUUCGCCACUACUUGUUGCAAUAGAAAGACAUUACAUGCAUAAGGAGGCUAUUCAGGGACAUUAAGCACCGAGCUUUCAGGAGAACAUUUAGAAGAUCCACAAACAGCUAGACAUGCCUCAAUUACAAAAUACUUAUUGAAAAUUCAAAGACUAAAGAUUUAAGAUACAUUAUUAAAGGGACUUUCCAAGAAGCAUGCAAGAAUCAAUUACCUUAGCUUUAAAAGAGAGCACUUGAAUAGAAGAAUCAUUAAUUUUCAGAAAUGCGUUUUUUGGAAUGCAAAUUAUAUAAAAACAAAAUCAACCUCCAUAUUACUUUAUUUAUGCUGAAUGCACUAAAGAUAUGUACAAAACAAAUAAGAGAUGUACAAUUUAGCUAUUUGGUGUUUAAUU